This is a messenger RNA of Nilaparvata lugens (brown planthopper), 7566 nucleotides long. RefSeq names its product glutamate synthase 1 [NADH], chloroplastic. Lineage: Eukaryota; Metazoa; Arthropoda; Insecta; Hemiptera; Delphacidae. The record is from RefSeq and is a predicted model, not a curated record. The coding region runs from base 289 to 6504 and encodes 2071 amino acids. Gene Ontology annotation, molecular function: flavin adenine dinucleotide binding; iron ion binding; FMN binding. The transcript has 42 exons.
UGGUUAGAGCAAGUAUUUUGUCAGUUCAGUUUCAGUUGUGUUUGUAGCUUCCUACCUUGCCCAUCACAACGUUGAAGUUGAAUAAUGUAGCAUACAUUUCUACUGUAUAGGUUUUCUUGGUUAUUGAUGUUGUUUUCGCCUUAACACAGAUUAUAAUAAUUUUGUGAGUAUUUUAGUGAAAAUUCGUGCAAGUGUUGGUCUCUUCAGUUAUAAUAUUUUAAAAUAAACUCAUUUACGUGUUGACGACCACGUCAGUUUAUUUUUUCUAAAGAAUUUUCUCAGGGUCAGAUGUCCAGUGGAGACAGUUGGAGUCUUCCCAGCAAGGAUGGCCUCUACGAUCCACUGAAUGAGAGAGAUGCGUGUGGAGUUGGCUUCAUUGUAGCCAUCGAUGGCAGGCGCAGUCAUAAGAUUGUGCGCGAUGCAGAGAAGUUGGCUCUGCGCAUGAACCAUCGUGGCGCAUGCGCGUGUGACAAUGACACUGGAGACGGAGCUGGCGUCCUCACCGCCAUUCCACAUGACUUCUAUGCGCACCAACUCAGAGAAGAGCAGAAUGUGGAACUGCCUAGUCUGGGGCAAUACGCCACUGGCAUUGUCUACGAAGACAAAGCCAAUAGCCAACAAUCUGAGGCCACUUUUGCUCAGCUUGCAAAUGAAUGCAACCUGAACAUUGUGUGUUGGCGUACGGUGCCGACGCAUCGCGAUGGGAUUGGCGAGGUGGCUCGCAACAGUGAGCCGUUCAUGCGCCAGGUGUUCGUUGUGCCCAAGCCGGGAGCCGAUCUCGACGAAGAAGCACUCAAGAGACAGGUGUUCAUUUUGAGAAAGAGAGCAACUCACACCAUUCCCAAGCCAGGUGUGAGGUUCUACAUUUGCUCUCUAUCGCACACCAUUGUUGUCUACAAGGGACAAUUGACUUCCGAUCAGCUGUGGACUUAUUUCACUGAUCUUAAGUCGCCACAGUUUGAAACAUACUUGGCCCUCGUCCACACCAGAUUCUCCACCAACACUUUCCCUAGCUGGGAACGAGCUCAUCCUUUGAGGUACUUGGCCCACAACGGGGAGAUCAACACGUUGAGAGGAAAUGUGAACUUCAUGAAAGCCAGAGAGGGGGUGAUGAAGAGUCCCUACAUCGAGAAUGAAGAGCUAAAGAAGCUGUAUCCGGUGGUCGAGCCCAAUCUGUCCGACUCUGGCUCGCUCGAUUGUGUGCUCGAGUUUCUGGUCAAUGCCGGCGGAAGGUCAUUGCCAGAGGCGGUGAUGACAAUGGUGCCUGAGGCGUGGCAGAACGACGCGACAAUGUCGGCGGAGAAGCGCGACUUCUACCACUGGGCCGCCUGCGCCAUGGAGCCCUGGGACGGACCGGCCCUUCUCACAUUCACCGACGGACGAUACAUUGGUGCUAUACUUGACAGGAACGGUCUGAGACCAUCCAGAUUCUAUGUGAUGGACGACAACGUCAUGGUGAUGGCGUCAGAAGUCGGUGUCUACGACACUGAUCCUGCUCACGUCAAGCUCAAGAGCCGUUUAAAACCGGGUCGUAUGCUUCUUGUUGACACUCAGAAGAAGUCGAUGAUCCAGGAUUUCGAGCUGAAGUCUCAGUUGGCUUUGAGCCGACCUCACUCUCAGUGGCUCAAGGAAGAGGCGAUAACAAUGGAUGAGCUGAGAGAGGCUUACCAGAAGAAAUUGUCUGAGAACGGCGGAGGGGAUGUUGUGCAGAACAACCUGAUGAAUGAGAUGAAAAGCAAAGAGUCGGGCAAACCGUGGAUUGGCGACCAUCGUCUCUCUGUGUUCGGCUACACCAUCGAAACAAUCAACAUGCUCAUCCUUCCUAUGAUUCGCACAAAGAAAGAAGCUCUUGGUUCGAUGGGAAACGAUGCACCUCUCGCUUGUCUUUCACAAUUCCAGCCUUUGCUGUACGAUUAUUUCAAACAGCUAUUCGCUCAGGUGACGAACCCGCCGAUAGACCCGUUCCGCGAGAAAAUCGUGAUGUCGAUGAUGUGCCCCAUUGGACCCGAGGCCAACAUCCUGAUGCCAUCAGCCAAGCAGUGCCACCGUCUCUUCUUGCACAACCCCAUCAUAUCGCUGGCCGACCUCGCAGUGCUCAAGGGCAACACGCACCGUGGCUGGCGGACACACGUGAUCGACAUCACCUUCGACAAGAGUGAGGGCCCCGAUGGACUGCUCAGGUCGCUCAACAGGAUCUGCGAGGAGGCAGCUACUGCUGCCCAGGACGGCUACCAGCUCAUUGUGCUCUCCGACAGGCGAACCGGCGUCGACAGAGUGCCAACUGGAACCUUGCUAGCUCUAGGAGCUACUCACCAUCACCUCAUCGAAGAGAGACAAAGAAUGAAGGUUGGACUCAUCUUGGAAACAGGAGAAGCAAGAGAAGUUCAUCACAUGUGUGUGUUACUCGGGUAUGGUGCCGAUGCUAUCUGUCCUUACAUUGUUUUUGAGAUGGCCAGCAGCCUCAGAAACGAAGGACUGCUUGAUUCAAACAUCACCGAUAAGAUGCUCUAUGAAAAUUAUUGUGAGGCAAUGGAAAGAGGAAUAGCAAAGGUGAUGGCCAAGAUGGGAAUUUCCACACUGCAAUCCUACAAAGGAGCUCAAAUUUUUGAAGCCGUUGGAAUUUCUGAAGAAGUGAUUGAAAAAUGUUUCAAGGGUACACAAUCCAGAAUCGAAGGAGUGACUUUUGAGAUAUUGGCCAAAGAAACUUACGAGAGACAUCAUCUAGCCUACACCGAUAAGGACACCCUGGUGCUAAGGAAUCCUGGCCAAUAUCAUUGGAGAAGUGGUGGAGAGAAUCACAUCAAUGACCCUCUCAGUAUCGCCAAUCUGCAGGAGGCAGCAUCUAGUAAGAGCAAGAACGCGUACGACCGAUUCAAGGAGUCGACACUGGACAGUGUGCGCUCGUGCACCAUCCGAGGCCAGCUCGAGUUGGCCACCAGCGAGAGUCCCAUCGACAUCUCCGAGGUCGAGCCUGCCAAGGAAAUUGUCAAGCGAUUUGCCACUGGUGCUAUGAGUUUUGGAAGUAUUUCAUUGGAAGCGCACACUACGCUCGCUAUUGCUAUGAACAGAAUCGGAGGAAAGUCAAACACUGGAGAAGGAGGUGAGAACGCAGAACGCUACCUGGUCACCGAUGCAGAGAACAGCAAGCGGUCUGCCAUCAAGCAGGUGGCGUCGGGUCGCUUCGGCGUCACCAGCUCCUACCUGGCACAUGCCGACGACCUGCAGAUCAAAAUGGCACAGGGAGCCAAGCCUGGCGAGGGUGGUGAGCUGCCUGGGUACAAGGUGACGAAAGACAUAGCGGCGACACGGCACUCAGUCGCUGGCGUGGGUCUGAUCUCACCACCGCCGCAUCACGACAUCUAUUCCAUCGAGGACUUGGCCGAGCUGAUCUACGACCUCAAGUGCGCCAAUCCCAAUGCGCGCAUCUCCGUCAAACUCGUAUCCGAGGUUGGUGUGGGUGUCGUCGCGUCCGGCGUCGCUAAGGGCAAAGCGGAGCACAUAGUGAUAUCAGGCCACGACGGAGGCACGGGCGCCAGCUCAUGGACCGGAGUGAAGAACGCGGGUCUGCCCUGGGAGUUGGGUGUGGCCGAGACCCAUCAGGUGCUCGUGCUCAACAACCUGCGAUCCCGCAUUGUGCUGCAGGCUGAUGGCCAGAUCAGAACUGGUUUCGACGUGGUGGUGGCAGCGCUGCUGGGUGCGGAUGAGUUCGGCAUGAGCACUGCACCGCUGAUUGUGAUGGGCUGCACCAUGAUGCGCAAAUGCCACCUGAACGUGUGUCCGGUGGGCAUCGCCACCCAGGACCCUGUGCUCAGGGAGAAGUUCGCCGGCAAGCCAGAGCAUGUCAUCAACUAUCUAUUCAUGCUCGCCGAAGAGGUGAGAGAGCACAUGGCAUCGUUGGGAAUCAGAAAGUUCCAAGACCUGGUCGGCAGAACUGACCUGCUGAGACCGGCUGAGAACGUGAAGAACUUCAAAGCCAAGACUCUGAACUUCAGCCCCAUCCUGAGGAACGCUCUCCACAUGCGGCCCGGAGUGAACAUUGUGGGAGGAUCCGAGAAACAAGAUUUCCAGCUGGAAAAGCGCCUCGACAAUCAACUGAUUGCUGCCGCCACCCCUGUGAUCAACGGGGAGCAGAAAAGUAUCGACGUGGAGUUGAUUAUCAACAACGAGUGUCGUGCAUUCGGGUCGACUCUCAGCUAUGCCAUUUCAAUGAAGUACGGAGAUGAAGGCCUGCCUGAGCAUAGCAUCAAUAUUGCAUUGAAAGGCUCGGCUGGGCAGAGCUUUUGUGCCUUUCUGGCCAGAGGUGUGCAUGUCACUUUGGAAGGUGACGCUAAUGAUUAUGUCGGCAAGGGUCUGUCGGGAGGCGAGGUGGUGAUCUACCCGCCCAAGUGCUCUCCGUUCCAGUCUGACGGCAACGUGAUAGUGGGCAACGUGUGCCUGUACGGCGCCACCAGUGGCAAGGCCUUCUUCAGGGGCAUUGCUGCCGAACGCUUCUCUGUGCGCAACUCGGGAGCCGUCGCUGUUGUCGAAGGAGUAGGUGACCAUGGAUGCGAGUAUAUGACAGGCGGUUGUGCUGUAAUCUUGGGUCUGACUGGACGUAAUUUUGCAGCUGGAAUGUCCGGAGGAAUCGCCUAUGUUCUGGAUGUGGAUGGAUCCUUUAGAAGCAAAUGUAACAUGGAAAUGGUCGAACUUCUCGCAUUGGAUCAAGCUGAAGAUCUUGAUUAUGUGAAACAACUACUUGAAGAAUUCCAAACGAAGACUGGCUCCGAAAUCGCCAAAGGUCUACUGGGCAAUUGGCCUGAAGCUGCAAAGCAAUUUAUCAAGGUGUUCCCGUAUGAAUAUCAGAGGGCAUUGCGACAAAUGGCUGAGGAGAAGGCGAAUGCGACUGUGCCGAAUAAGAGUGCGGCGGUGGCUGCGUCAGUGCCAGUGCCACCUGCGUCCUCCGUCAGAGACAUCGAGGAGACCAUCACCGACACUGGCGUCGAGAAGAAGCGACUCGAGAAGAUUCUCGACAAAACCAGGGGCUUCGUGAAAUACCAGCGUGAGACAGCCCCCUACCGUUCAGCCGAGAAGCGCAUGAAGGACUGGGACGAGAUCUACAACUUCCCGCAUGUUCGCAAAGGUCUGCGCGUGCAGGCUGCACGCUGCAUGGAGUGUGGAGUGCCCUUCUGUCAGUCGUCGCACGGCUGUCCUCUCGGCAACAUCAUCCCCAAGUGGAACGACCUCGUCUUCCUCAACAACUGGGCUGAGGCACUCAAUCAACUCCUCCAAACUAAUAACUUCCCAGAGUUCACAGGUCGCGUGUGCCCGGCGCCGUGCGAGGGCGCAUGCGUGUUGGGCAUCAACGAGCCGCCAGUGACCAUCAAGAACAUAGAGUGCGCCAUCAUCGACCACGCCUUCGAGCAGGGCUGGAUCCGACCUGAGCCACCCGCGCAUCGCACCGGCAAGCGGGUCGCCGUAGUCGGCUCUGGCCCUGCCGGGCUUGCCUGCGCACACCAACUCAACAAGGCUGGUCACGAGGUGACUGUGUUCGAGCGCAACGACAGAAUCGGUGGGCUGCUGCAGUACGGCAUCCCGACCAUGAAGCUGAGCAAGGAGGUGGUGCAGCGCAGGGUGCAACUGCUGGCCGACGAGGGUGUCAUCUUCAAGGUCAACAUCAGUGUCGGAAAGGAUAUCACUGCCAAGGAAUUGUACGAGGAAUUCGACGCAGUGACUCUGUGCACAGGGGCGACGUGGCCACGUGACCUGCCGAUCGCAGGGCGGGAGCUGCAGGGCAUCCACUACGCCAUGAGCUUCCUGGAGUCGUGGCAGAAGCGACAGAUGGGUCCCACCAAUGUGCCGCCCCUCCUCGCCAAGGACAAGAAUGUUAUCAUUAUUGGGGGCGGUGACACCGGAUGCGACUGUAUUGCCACUUCUCUCAGACAGGGCGCAAAGAGCAUUACGACGUUCGAAAUCCUGCCUGAGCCGCCUGAGAAGAGGAGCCGCGACAACCCUUGGCCGCAGUACCCGCGUGUCUUCAAGGUCGACUACGGCCACGAGGAAGUCAAGCUCAAGUUCGGAAACGACCCCAGGCAGUUCAACACUCUCAGCAAGGAAUUCCUGAGCGAUGGUAAUGGAAAUGUUGCUGGAAUCAGAACAGCUCUGGUGAAGUGGACAAAAGACGACACCGGAAGGUGGAAGAUGGAUGAGGUUCCUGACUCUGAAAAGGUGUACAAAUGUGACCUGGUGCUGCUGGCGAUGGGCUUCCUCGGCCCGGAGAGAGACAUUGCCUCCGAGUUGGACCUGAACUUGGACCCCAGAUCCAACUACCAGACGCCCACUGGCAAAUACGCCACGUCUGUGCCAAAAGUAUUCGCUGCUGGAGAUUGUCGCCGAGGCCAGAGCCUGGUGGUGUGGGCGAUCUCGGAGGGCAGACAGGCGGCGCGGGAGGUGGAUGCCUUCCUGAUGGGGGAGACGACGCUGCCCGGGCCGGGAGGGGUCAUCACCACGCUCACCCAGAAGGGCUGAAGGCUCAACGCAGGGACACGCUCUGUUAUGGCUCUAGUCCUAGUCCAAUAGGCAUUUCUCACUUCGCAAGAUGGUUGUUGUCUCGCUUCCUUUACUACUAUAAGAAUAGAUAUACAUAUUUUACUUAUGAAUAGCAUAAAAUAGCGCACAAUAAUAUCGAAAUUUGAUUGCCUUCAAAAACUAAAAGCUGUAAGCUUAAUCAUAGGAACUAGUACUGUGUUGCAUAUUCAUACUUUUUCACUAUUAAUUUAAAACUUGAAUUUGAAAACACUCAUGGAGUGAAAAUACAGUGACCAUCGUUUCGACCUGGUCGUCCUACAUUUUUCACUUCAUAAGUGUUUUCAAAUUCAAGUUUUAAAGGAACUAUGUUGUGAAAUCUAAAUAGUAUGAUAAAUACCAGUAAGAUUGAGAGUAUUGUUACUUUAUCUAGGCUUCUACUGAAGCUAGAUUUAAGAAUUGCCAUAAUAUGCGUACAAUGUUCCAUAGAUUGGAAGUAAAUAGCUUCGUUAAUAUUGUCCUCAUUACUAAUAAAAAUCAAAAUCUGUUGAAACAUUUUUAGGUUUUCAAUUUUAUAUUUUUUUAAUAUAUCGACUUGCUUAACACUAUUGUGUGGCGAAAUAUACAGUCAUUGAAUUUUUUGUUCUAUGAUCAAUAAAUAAACAAAAUUAGAGAAGAGUUACAAACUACAGUAUAUCAUAAUACUUGAUAUUCUGAUUCACGUCUUCCUAUAAAAGCAAAAUUUUAUUAGACUUUGAAAUGAAGAAUGGUUAUAAUAUUUUAAUUGGUUUGCUAUGGUUCAAAUAGAAUAGAUCGGUUGUUUGUAAACAUAAUGGCACUUUUAUGUGUAGAUACUCAUUGCAUGUACGAUUCAUUGCUUUUAUAGUCAGACUUAUUUCAAGAAUUAUUAUUGGAAUUAUUUCCAAUUUAUUAAUUUUAUCCAUGCAUUACACAGCCAUGGAAUAAUGUCUUAUUAUUAUAUCAUUAUUGUGAGUAAUGUUUGAUAUAUUGUGAUUGAAAUUAUUGUAAAAUUAUUCAUGAAUAAAUGUUAUUUGUUAUAGCCAA